Molecule: messenger RNA, 930 nt
Organism: Closterium sp. Yama58-4
Lineage: Eukaryota; Viridiplantae; Streptophyta; Zygnematophyceae; Desmidiales; Closteriaceae
Source: the annotation of a GenBank genome assembly
AUGUUCAGAUCGCGGAAGAACGACGAUGUGCAGAGCCGGCUGACGCGGCAGCAGAAGGAGCGCGUGAAGCAGUUCGUCAGCAGCACUGGCGCAAGUGAGCGCGAUGCAGUGGCAGCGCUGCAGGGCAGCGAGUGGGAGGUGGCGCCAGCGUUGGCGCGCUACCAGGCAGGGGGUGUGCCCAUGGCCGCGCGGGGCGGAGGGGGCUUCCUGGCAGCCCUGACGGGGCGCUCGCACCACCAUCACCAGCAGCAAGGGGGGCAUGGCAUGGCGCCCCAGCAGCCGCCAGUGGAUCCCAUACAAGAGCUCUUCCUGCGCUAUAAAGAUCCGGAUUCAGAUAUGAUUCUCGUGGACGGCAUCUCUCGCUUGUGUGAGGACCUCGAGCCCGCGUGCAUGCAGUGCAGUGCACGUCUGCUGCCAGCCUUAUACCUGUUCCCCUGGCCCCGUGCGCCGUGUGCCCUGCAGCUGGUGCUGUCAUGGCAUCUGGGCGCCGCCACCAUGUGCGAGUACUCUCGCCAAGAGUUCACCGCCGGCCUGCGCUCGCUGCGGGUGACGUCACUGGAGGCGCUGAAGGCGUUGCUGCCAUCAUUCCGCCGCGAGCUACAAGACGAGAACGUGUUCCGUCAAAUAUACAACUUCGCGUUCGCCUGGGCCAAGGAAAAGGGUCAGAAGUGGCUGGCGCUGGACACGGCCAUCGGCAUGUGGCAGCUGCUGCUGGGCUACCGCAGCUGGCCACACGUCGACCACUGGUGUGACUUCGUCAGGGUGCAGCACAACAAGGCCAUAUCCAAGGACACCUGGUCGCAGCUCUUUGAGUUCUCCCGGCUGACGCAGGGGCAGUUGGAGCAGUACGAUGAGGGCGGGGCGUGGCCGUACCUCAUAGACGAGUUCGUGGACCACCUCCGUGCUGCUGGCUCCCUGCCUCCCAACUAA